AUGGCUCGACUAGGCCGGGGAGGCUUCCUCGCCCUGGCGGUUAUCUUCCACCUCGUCUACAUCUUGUCCAUCUUCGACAUAUAUUUCGUCAGUCCCAUCGUCCAUGGAAUGAGGCCGUAUGAUGUCCCACGAGAUCAACCUCCAGCGAAAAGACUUGUCUUGUAUGUUGGCGAUGGACUGAGGGCAGAUAAAGCCUUCCAAUCCUUCCCAGAUCCCUCACCUCCUGACCCCGCCAACGCCGACUUGACCCCUCGACCGUUGGCCCCGUUCCUUCGCUCUCGCGUUCUAGAACAUGGCACUUUUGGUGUUUCUCAUACAAGAGUCCCUACUGAAUCAAGACCGGGUCAUGUUGCGCUGAUAGCGGGUCUCUAUGAAGAUGUGUCCGCUGUCACAACCGGUUGGAAACUCAAUCCUGUUGAUUUUGACAGUGUCUUCAACCGGAGUCGGCACACAUGGAGUUGGGGAAGCCCUGACAUCCUUCCCAUGUUCAAAGAGGGCGCAACUCCAGGUCGAGUAGAUUCUGAUCAAUAUGGUGAAGAUUUUGAAGACUUCACUCGAGAUGCAACUAUGUUGGACACCUGGGUAUUUGACAAAGUUAAGGAUUUGUUCCAGUCGGCGAGUACAAAUGCCACGCUGAAUACUAUGUUACGGCAGGACAAAUUGGUGUUCUUUUUGCAUCUCUUGGGAUUGGAUACUACAGGUCACUCCUAUCGCCCCUACUCCAAAGAAUACCUGCACAAUAUCAAGAUCGUCGACCAGGGAGUCCAAGAGAUCACCAAAUUGGUUGACGAGUUCUAUGACGAUGGCGAAACUGCUUAUGUGUUUACCGCCGACCAUGGCAUGAGUGAUUGGGGCAGUCACGGAGACGGUCAUCCGGACAAUACAAGAACGCCCUUGAUUGCAUGGGGCGCUGGUGUGGCUACUCCGCAGCUCUAUCCCAACAGCAAAGCCCCUGGACACGAAGACGGCUUCUCCUCUGAUUGGGGACUGGAUCAUGUUCGUCGACAUGACGUUAGCCAAGCUGAUGUCGCUGCUCUGAUGGCAUACUUGGCUGGCUUAGAAUUCCCUGUGAAUUCAGUCGGGGAGUUGCCAUUGUCCUAUCUUUCCGCCACUCCCAAAGAAAAGGCCAAUGCAGCGCUCGCCAAUUCCAAACAAGUUUUGGAGAUGUACACAGUCAAAGAGGAGCAAAAGAAAGCCACAGCAUUGAAGUUCCAACCCUAUCCACCAUUCUCAAGGACCAAUUCUUCUAUCGUAGAUCGAAUUGCCGUUAUUGAAUCCGCCAUAUCAACUCAGCAUUAUGAAGCAGCAAUCGAGAUUUCGGCGGACCUGUUACAUCAUGCUAUUCAAGGAUUGCGUUAUUUGCAGACUUAUGACUGGCUUUUUCUCCGAGCCUUGAUCACUUUGGGUUAUCUAGGUUGGAUCAUAUACGCCAUUACUACAGUCAUCGAUUUACAUGUUCUGCAUGGUGCCGUAUCAGAUGAGAGAACUCUUGCCUCGACUACCGCAUUCUCAUCUGUCCUAGCUGUCUUGUAUUCAUCCUUUGUCAUUGAUCGAUCACCCUUGACAUACUAUGCAUAUGCCGCAUUCCCGGUUUUCUUUUGGGAAGAAAUCUUUGCUCGGAGAAAAGCAUUGGUCUCUGGCUUUAGAGCUCUCUUCGGGCAUAUUCAAGGAGUUUCCGGCUAUUCAGCAUUAGCCUUUCAGGCAGCAUUAUACCUUGCUGUGCUCGAGGCAUUUGUACAAUCAUAUUUUCACCGUACAAUUCUGACAGUGUGUUACAUUAUCGGUGCCGUCUACCCCAUUUCCUACGGCAAGAAUUUUGUACGCGACAAUCUUCUUCUUGUCGUUGCAUGGGCAGCUGGUUGUUUGGUUUUAAGCACAUUUACUCUGCUACCAGCAAACAAGAUCGAAGAUUCGACCGCUAUUACAGCUGGAGGCUUACUCAUGGUUGGCGCUGGUUUAAUCUAUCUCCUAUUCGAAUAUGAGAUUACUUCCAGAUCGAAGUCUAUGAACGCAACGAAACCUCAACCUAACCAGAUUUCUCGGGUUCUCAUGGGGCUUCAAAUCGGAGUUAUUGUACUAACAAUCAUCGUCACACGCUCGAGCGCUGCAUCCAUUCAGGCCAAGAAAGGUCUGCCACUAGGAAAUCAAGUCGUUGGAUGGUUCGUCUUGAUUUUGUCUUUAAUACUACCAUUCGUACAUCGAAUCUCUCCCAACAGGCAUUACCUCCAUCGAUUGGUAAUUAUCUUUCUCACGUUCUCACCAUCGUUCAUCCUUUUGACAAUCUCAUAUGAGGGAUUGUUCUUCUUCACAUUUUGUUCCACCUUGCUAGCAUGGGUACGCCUAGAGAAUGUCAUCCAGUUACACAGCGUGGCAACGGUCGCACCUUCGACAUCCCAAGUGCCUGACAAGGUUCCAAAUGGGGUUACAAUUACUUCGAUGUCAGACCAGCCUGCAAAUCUUCAGUCGGAAACCACUUUCCGAACCCUGGCCCUGCCUGAUUUGCGCCGGGCACUAUUCUUCCUCUUCUUCCUUCAAUCCGGGUUUUUUUCUACAGGAAACAUCGCAUCAGUUUCCAGCUUCAGCCUUGAUGCAGUCUACCGACUAAUUCCAGUUUUCGACCCCUUUUCACAAGGUGCCCUCCUUCUCUUUAAAAUCAUGGUCCCGUUUGCGAUCAUCUCCGCAGCACUAGGCAUCCUUAAUCGUCGCCUCGGUUUGCAAUCAUCGGCACUGUUCAUGGUCGUUAUGGCUAUUAGCGAUGUGAUGACGUUGAAUUUCUUCUGGAUGGUUAAGGAUGAAGGCAGUUGGUUAGAUAUCGGGACCACUAUUAGUCAUUUCGUCAUCGGGAGCGGUCUAUGUGUGUUCGUUGCUGGGCUAGAAGGUGUUAGUGAAGCGCUCAUUAAGGGUGUUGAGGUCGAUACUUUUGAAGCUAAAGUGAAAAAGGACGGAGGUGUGGAAACAAUAGGCGGAAAGAAAGCCGUUGAGAAUGGAAGUGUCAAUGGCACAGCAAAUGGAGUUGUUGCUGAAGAAAGGCUUGUGAUUGAUUGA
Messenger RNA from Exophiala aquamarina CBS 119918, 3045 nucleotides. Its product is annotated as GPI ethanolamine phosphate transferase 1. Bases 1 to 3045 code for a protein of 1014 amino acids. The transcript has 2 exons. Lineage: Eukaryota; Fungi; Ascomycota; Eurotiomycetes; Chaetothyriales; Herpotrichiellaceae. Gene Ontology annotation, molecular function: mannose-ethanolamine phosphotransferase activity. Gene Ontology annotation, cellular component: endoplasmic reticulum membrane. The record is from RefSeq and is a predicted model, not a curated record. Gene Ontology annotation, biological process: GPI anchor biosynthetic process.